Messenger RNA from Dermacentor andersoni, 1401 nucleotides. RefSeq lists its product as uncharacterized. The record is from RefSeq and is a predicted model, not a curated record. Gene Ontology annotation, biological process: choline transport; transmembrane transport; acetylcholine biosynthetic process. Gene Ontology annotation, molecular function: choline:sodium symporter activity. Gene Ontology annotation, cellular component: plasma membrane. Lineage: Eukaryota; Metazoa; Arthropoda; Arachnida; Ixodida; Ixodidae.
AUUCAUGCUGGCCUGCAGGAGCGAUUUCGAGGCGCAACUGGUUUCCUUCUUGUCCGCGCUCGGCUGCCUCUUAUUGGUCUGUCCGUCCAUGAUCAUCGGCGCCGUGGCCAAGACUACAAACUUCACGGCCGCCGGCUACACUGGGGGUCACGUGCUUCGGGAAUCCGAGCAGGCCGACGUCUUACCGUACAGCUUACACUACCUGGUGCCUGUCUACGCGUCGGUCAUGGGCCUCGGAGCGAUCGCGUCCUCCGUCUUUUCGUCGGUCGAUGCGUCGGCGCUCAGCGCAGCCUCGGUCUUCGCCAGGAACAUCUACUUUAACGUCCUGAGGCCUAACGACGCCGGGACACCAGUCGGGACACCAGCCGGGCGCUCCGGCUCCGGACCACGCGCGGACUACGCGGCGCAAGCCGUGGCAGCCGAGGCCGCGUUGUCGCAAACGUCACGAAACUCGACGAGCGUCACCCCCCGAGACUCCGCGGUUGUGUUGAGCCGGGUGACAGCGGAUCCGUACGCCUUCCUCACCGAGCUGGCGGAGGCCGCCAAGCAGCAGACCUCGAGCAUCGCUGCGACCGCGGCGGCGAUGGUCGGCGUCAAUGAUGCGCACCAAGAAUUGGAGAGCGCCGCAGAAACGAGCCGCGAUGCCAGCAAAUUGACCAACGUAACAGCUAAUCCGGAGGUGAAUCCCGAACUGAGCAAAACCUUUUCGUUUGCGCCGAAGCAGCCCAAAGCCGACAGAAGCCGUUCGGCCGGUUCGCUUAAGAAGGGCACACGGAUGCGACGCCGUUCCAGUAGGUCCACGUCGUCGACCUCGUCCAAGUCCAAAAGACAGAAGCAAAAGGCGUGAUGGCGGACCUCCAAAGUCCAAAAAAUAGGCCACGGUGGACAAGACGUUUCUUGAAGGGCCACCGUGUGCGUGUGUGUGAUUUGUACAUAGUCUGCGUUGUAAACUGUGCUUUCUUAUCCUGCCUUAUAUUGUUUUGCAUAGUGUCCUCCAGCACUGCGGCAUAUGUAUUUUUCUCACGAGUGCAUCUUUUUCUUUAACGUAAAACGCCAUAAGACAGCCCGAAAUUGACACACUAGGUUGUAAAUUUCGCUUUCUAAGUUUACGGCGCUUAAGUGCCAUAGUCUCCAAUAUAUUUGAUAUGUAAGCACCCUUAGAAAUCAUAUCUAUCGCUGGCUAAAUGUGGACUGAUGUUGAAUAGUCCCGAAGGACUACAGCAGUCGCCAAACAUGCACCGUUAUAUCUUUCAACUAAAGUCACUGAACAUGAAUUCUUGUGCUGCCGAAACUCGCUUGAUACUGAAGCCCACAGUUCAAUUUUCGCUUGCCCGUUAUAGUUCGUGGGUGCCACAAUGUAUGACGUACUGUGUGUCUACUGAGUUUAAGAACAAUCAAUGA